CCCGCAGCAUUAGUAUAUAAAGCCCACGUGCCCUCGAUUCUUCCUCUCGUUUUUACAAAGCACAGGUUUUGUAAAUCGUUCAAAUUACGAUCUUAUUUUCAAAGCGUGCACUACGUUUCGUGUCAAAAAACGACUUAAAAAAUGCGUUACGUGGCCGCUUAUUUGCUAGCUAGCCUUGGAGGCAACAAGGACCCUUCUGCCAGUGACAUUGAGGCUAUCCUCGACACUGUCGGCAUUGAUGUUGAUAAGGAACGAUUACAGAAAGUUAUAGCAGAGCUGUCUGGCAAGAACAUCAAUGAGUUAAUUGAGCAAGGUAAAGAGAAGCUUGCUGCCGUUCCAACAGGAGGUGCUGUGGCUGCCGGUGGUGCUGCAGCUGGUGAUGCUGGAGGAGCUGCCGAAGCCAAGGAGGAGAAGAAGGAAGAGAAGAAAGAGGAGUCUGAGGAAUCUGAUGAUGAUAUGGGCUUUGGUCUAUUUGAUUAAAUCCUUAAACAUUAAACAGUCCAAAUAAUAAAGGUGUUCUUGUAAAGCCUA
Molecule: messenger RNA, 531 nt
Organism: Actinia tenebrosa (Australian red waratah sea anemone)
Lineage: Eukaryota; Metazoa; Cnidaria; Anthozoa; Actiniaria; Actiniidae
Product: large ribosomal subunit protein P2
Biological process (GO): cytoplasmic translational elongation
Cellular component (GO): cytosolic large ribosomal subunit; ribosome
Molecular function (GO): structural constituent of ribosome
Source: RefSeq, a predicted model, not a curated record